CCGACCCCUCUGGAUUAUUUUGAGGUCUGUCUGCACCCGUCCCAGCUGCUCUGGAGCCCUGACAGCCGCUCAGAGACUUUCUGAACUCCUCUGCUCACUCUCUCAGUGAUUCUGCUGGUGUGAUUUGCUUAUUAGAAACUUCCAGAAAUUCAUGAUCAGAAAGAGCACACAAGAGUUUUUUUUAAAUAAUAGCACAUCAGAAUGGAGAUCGGUUCACAACCCGCAAACGGUGACAGUAAGACAGAUGUGACUCAUGACCUCACUGAAGAUCUCAGUCAGCAGCUGGAGGACAUCAUCAGCACUUAUCAGACGACCGACCGACCCGCUGACCCUGAGGAUGCUGAGGAGGACACCAUCACUGACGAGAAGGAGCCAGGAAAAGCUAAAGACCAGAAGCUGGAAAAGAAGAUGCUGAAAGGUCUCGGGAAGGAAGCCACGCUGCUCAUGCAAAGCCUGAAUAAACUGGAUACCCCGGAGCAGAAACUGGAAGCUCUCAUCAAAAAACAUGCUGAACUGGUGAGUACAAUCAUCAACGACUGCUUGGGAUUUCUAGGGAAUUUAUCCCGGGUUAAUACUGAUUUGGUGCUCUUUUCAUUUUGCAUCCCGACCUCGAAGCUACAAGAGCAUCGAUCUGAUGAGAAACAGUUGAAGCUUCUGCAAAAGAAAUUUCUCCAGGUGUUGAAGGAGAAAGAUCAGCUCCAGAGCGAACACAGCAGAGCCGUACUGGCCCGCAGCAAACUGGAGGGCUUGUGCCGAGAGCUGCAGAGACACAACAAGACGUUAAAGGAAGAAACUCUACAGAGGUGCCGCGAAGACGAUCUGAAGAGGAAAGAAAUCACCACACAUUUCCAGACCACCCUGACAGGAAUCCAGGUUCAGAUCGAGGAGCACAGCAGCCGAAACGACAAACUGUGCAAAGAAAACAACGACCUGGCUGAGAAACUCAAAGAUCUCAUUUCCAAAUAUGAUCAACGAGAAGCGAAUCUGGAGAAAGUGUUCAAGCACCGAGACCUGCAGCAGAAACUGCAGGAGACGAAACUCGCACAGGCCAACAUGCUGCUUAAAGCUGCUCAGGAGAAACACAAACUAGAGAAGGAACAUUUACUGAAGCAGACGACAGAAGCCAAACUACAGGUUAAACAUCUGAAAGAACAAGAGAAGGACAUGAAGACCCAGCUUGCUCUGUAUUCUGAGAAGUUUGAUGAAUUUCAAGGAACAGUAUCAAAGAGCACUGGUGUGUAUGCCAGCUUCAAACAGGACAUGGAUAAGAUGACAAAGAAGAUGAAAAAGUUGGAGAAAGAGGCGGUGAGCUGGAAGUCCCGUUUUGAUGGCUGUAACAAAGCUCUGCUCGACAUGGUGACAGAUGUGAGUAGCUCAUCCCCUCAAACCAUCCAUCCUUCUGCAUCCCAAUAUCUAACGUGUCGUGUUCUCAUGCAGAGAGCCAUUAAAGAGAAGGAGUUUGAACUCCAGACCUUGAAGACCCAGAAACUGGAGAAGCUCUGUAGGGCGCUUCAGGAUGAGAGAAAGACCAUGCAUGAGAAGCUUCAAAAGUCUACGGCCGACACGACGGUCACUUCUGAGACGGUGGGAGAUGCAGAAGCCACUGAAGAGAAAGUGGAACCCUCAACAGAAGCGGUCACACAAGAUGACCCUGCCCAACCCACCUGCUCGUCCCCGGCGCCCGAGACGCCUCUGACCCACGAGCUCGCCAGUCUGAAGACUCAGAAAGCUCGACUUCAGGAGCUGGCUGCAUCUUUCACCAUCCAACGUCACCUGCAAUUUGAAGCGUACGAGGAUGACAGCUGUGAGUUUUCUGAGAGCACAGACGUCACUCUGGAUGAACAGCAGGAUUCAGAGGCCGACGCCGAGAUCCAGCAGAACUUUACACAGGAGGCAGACACACUGUCUGAAGAACAUCAAGAGAUCAGAGAUAAAGAUAUGGAGUCGGUUGAUUAGAUCUGAAUGGUCAUUUACCAUAUUCACAAAUAAAGUUCAUAUAGAGAAACUUUA
Molecule: messenger RNA, 2010 nt
Organism: Triplophysa dalaica
Lineage: Eukaryota; Metazoa; Chordata; Actinopteri; Cypriniformes; Nemacheilidae
Gene: txlnbb
Product: taxilin beta b
Exons: 9
Coding region: 202-1956 (584 amino acids)
Molecular function (GO): syntaxin binding
Source: RefSeq, a predicted model, not a curated record